This is a messenger RNA of Lolium rigidum, 1971 nucleotides long. RefSeq names its product L-gulonolactone oxidase 2-like. The record is from RefSeq and is a predicted model, not a curated record. NCBI's taxonomy places the organism in Eukaryota, Viridiplantae, Streptophyta, Magnoliopsida, Poales, Poaceae. Bases 19 to 1779 code for a protein of 586 amino acids. Gene Ontology annotation, molecular function: D-arabinono-1,4-lactone oxidase activity; FAD binding. Gene Ontology annotation, cellular component: membrane. The transcript has 2 exons.
CAAGGACGGAGAAGAGCAAUGGAAGGUAGAGGGGUGCUCGUGGUGCUACUCCUGGGGCUUCUCCUCGGCCUCGCCGGAUCCAGCCCGCCGCCGAGCCCGGUGGCCUGCACCCGCGGCACGUCCGACUGCAUGGUCACCAACGUGUACGGCUCCUUCCCGGACCGCACCAUCUGCCGCGCGGUCAACGCCACCUUCCCGCGCACCGAGCAGGAGCUCGUCGCGGCUGUGGCAGCCGCCGCCGCGGUCAAGCGGAAGGUCAAGGCGGCCACCAAGCACUCCCACAGCUUCCCCAAGCUGGCGUGCCCCGGCGGCCGCGACGGCACGAUCAUCAGCACGGAGCGGCUCAACCGGACGGUGAGCGUCGACGCCUCCAGCGGGCUGAUGACGGUGGAGAGCGGCAUGGUGCUCAAGGACCUGAUCCAGGCCGCCGCCGCGGCGGGGCUAGCGCUGCCGCACUCGCCCUACUGGUAUGGACUCACCAUUGGGGGACUCCUGGCAACGGGUGCACACGGGAGCUCCCUGUGGGGCAAGGGCAGCGCCGUGCACGAGUACGUGGUAGGAAUGAGGAUCGUCACGCCGGCACCGGCGAGCCAGGGGUUUGCCGUCGUGAGGGAGCUCGCCGUCGGCGACCCCGACCUCGACGCAGUCAAGGUGUCCCUCGGCGUCCUCGGUGUCGUCUCCCAGGUUACAUUCAAGUUGCAGCCGAUGUUCAAGCGGUCGGUGACGUUCGAGAAGCGCGACGACACGGACUUCGCGGCGCAGGCGGCCGUGUGGGGCAACCUGCACGAGUUCGGCGACAUGGCGUGGCUGCCGCGGCAGGGCAAGGUCAUCUACCGCACGGACGCCCGCGUCCCCGUCUCCACGCCGGGCAACGGCCUCAAUGACUACCUCGGCUUCCGCGCUAACCCGACGCUGGCGCUCAUCACCGCCAGAGCGUCGGAGGAGCACCUGGAGGAGGACGGGAGCGACAUCGCCCGGUGUCUGGCCGCGCGGUUGCCGCCGUCUUUGUUCGAGCUGCAGGGGUACGGCUUCACCAACGACGGCUCCUUCUUCACCGGAUACCCGGUGGUGGGGUUCCAGAACCGCAUCCAGGCGUCCGGCACGUGCAUCAGCAGCAAGGAGGACGGGCUCCUCUCCUCCUGCACGUGGGACCCGCGCAUCCGUGGCCCCUUCUUCUACCAGUCCGGCUUCAGCAUCGCCGUCUCCAAGGCGCCUGCGUACAUCGCCGAGAUGCAGAAGCUCCGUGACCUCAACCCGCGCGCCUUCUGCGGCCUCGACGCCAAGCUCGGCGUGCUGCUCCGCUACGUCAAGGCCUCCUCCGCGUACCUGGGCAAGUCCGAGGACUCCCUCGACUUCGACGUCACCUACUACCGGAGCUACACGGAGGGCGAGCCGCGGUCGCACGCCGACGUGAUCGACGAGAUCGAGCAGCUGGCGCUGAAGAAGUACGGCGCCGUGCCGCACUGGGGCAAGAACCGCAACUUCGUCUUCGACGGCGCCAUCGCCAAGUACCCCAAGGCCGCCGAGUUCCUCAAGGUGAAGGCCAGGUACGACCCCGACGGGAUCUUCUCCAGCGAGUGGAGCGACCAGGUGCUCGGCGUCAGCGGGAGCCCCAACGUCGUCGGGAAGGGCUGCGCCAUUGAAGGGCUCUGCGUCUGCUCCGACGACUCGCACUGCGCGCCGGAGAAGGGCCUCUUCUGCCGGCCGGGGCAGCUGUUCGCCGAGGCGAGGGUGUGCUCGACCCGCCCCGCCGCCAGCGGCCUCAGGGACGAACUGUAGUCCAAGAUGCAUGCAUGUCCCAUGUUUGCAUGAACGGGUCAGACCGCAAUCUAAUGUCCUGAUCGCGAUGAUGAAUUAAUAAUGUUGUGUAGGUGGCGUGGUGGGUUUGUUUUUUCCACUCCAUUAGAUUUGUGGAUGUAUAUGUAGUUUGAUACUACCUGGUGUUAUCAUAUUGAUUUUACUGUUGAUUUU